AUGGUAGUUUUCAAUGGCCUCUUGAAGAUUAAGAUCUGCGAGGCCGUGAGCCUGAAACCCACAGCCUGGUCACUGCGCCAUGCGGUGGGACCCCGGCCUCAGACGUUCCUCUUGGACCCUUACAUCGCCCUCAACGUCGAUGACUCGCGCAUCGGACAGACUGCUACCAAGCAAAAGACCAAUAGCCCGGCCUGGCACGAUGAAUUUGUCACCGACGUGUGCAAUGGGCGCAAGAUUGAACUGGCGGUCUUCCACGAUGCCCCCAUCGGGUACGACGACUUCGUCGCCAACUGCACCAUCCAGUUUGAGGAGCUGCUGCAGAACGGGAGCCGCCACUUCGAGGACUGGAUUGAUCUGGAACCAGAAGGAAGAGUGUAUGUGAUCAUCGAUCUCUCUGGGUCCUCCGGCGAAGCACCCAAAGACAAUGAGGAGCGAGUGUUCAGGGAGCGAAUGCGGCCAAGGAAGCGGCAGGGGGCUGUCCGCCGCAGGGUCCAUCAAGUCAAUGGCCACAAAUUCAUGGCCACCUACCUUCGGCAGCCCACCUACUGUUCUCACUGCAGAGACUUCAUCUGGGGUGUCAUAGGAAAACAGGGAUACCAAUGUCAAGUUUGCACUUGCGUGGUUCACAAGAGAUGCCAUGAGCUUAUAAUAACGAAGUGUGCGGGCUUAAAGAAACAGGAAACACACGAUGAGGUGGGCUCCCAGCGGUUCAGCGUCAACAUGCCCCACAAAUUCAGUAUCCACAACUAUAAAGUCCCUACUUUCUGUGACCAUUGUGGAUCCUUGCUUUGGGGUCUCUUGCGACAAGGUUUACAGUGCAAAGUCUGCAAGAUGAAUGUUCAUCGGCGCUGUGAAACGAAUGUGGCGCCCAACUGUGGGGUGGAUGCGAGGGGGAUCGCCAAAGUGCUGGCUGACCUGGGAGUCACUCCAGAUAAAAUCACCAACAGUGGUCAGAGAAGGAAAAAGCUAAUUGCAGGUGCUGAGUCUCAGCAGCCAGUCCCUGGGAGCUCCCCAUCAGAAGAUGAUCGAUCCAAGUCAGCGCCUACCUCCCCUUGUGAUCAGGAAAUCAAAGAACUUGAAAACAACAUUAGGAAGGCCUUAUCAUUUGACAACCGAGGGGAGGAGCACCGGGCUGCAGCAUCGACAGAUGGUCAACUGGCCAGCCCUGGAGAGAAUGGAGAGGUCCGGCAGAGCCAGACGAAGCGGAUGGGCCUAGAAGAGUUCAACUUCAUUAAAGUGUUAGGCAAAGGAAGCUUUGGCAAGGUUAUGCUAGCGGAGCUCAAGGGCAAAGAUGAAGUGUAUGCUGUGAAGGUCUUAAAGAAAGAUGUCAUCCUUCAGGAUGAUGAUGUAGAUUGCACCAUGACAGAAAAGAGGAUUCUAGCCCUAGCACGGAAACAUCCCUACCUAACACAACUCUACUGCUGCUUCCAAACUAAGGAUCGUCUCUUUUUCGUCAUGGAAUAUGUAAAUGGAGGAGACCUGAUGUUUCAAAUUCAACGUUCCCGCAAAUUCGAUGAACCUCGAUCUCGAUUCUAUGCCGCGGAGGUCACAUCAGCACUCAUGUUCCUUCACCAACAUGGUGUCAUCUACAGGGAUUUGAAACUGGAUAAUAUUCUUCUUGACGCAGAAGGUCACUGUAAGCUGGCUGAUUUUGGGAUGUGUAAGGAAGGGAUUUUGAACGGAGUGACCACGACCACCUUCUGUGGGACUCCUGAUUACAUUGCACCAGAGAUCCUUCAAGAGUUGGAGUAUGGCCCCUCAGUGGACUGGUGGGCCUUAGGAGUGCUGAUGUAUGAGAUGAUGGCUGGGCAACCCCCCUUUGAAGCUGACAAUGAAGAUGACCUCUUUGAGUCCAUCCUCCAUGACGAUGUGCUCUACCCAGUGUGGCUCAGUAAAGAAGCUGUCAGUAUUCUCAAAGCAUUCAUGACGAAAAACCCCAAUAAGCGAUUGGGCUGUGUGGCGGCGCAGAGUGGGGAGGAAGCCAUCCGACAGCAUCCCUUCUUCAAGGAGAUCGAUUGGGUGCUGCUGGAGCAAAAGAAAAUCAAGCCUCCAUUCAAGCCUCGAAUUAAAACCAAAAGAGACGUCAAUAACUUUGAUCAAGACUUUACUCGGGAAGAACCAGUCCUCACACUAGUUGAUGAAGCAAUUGUUAAACAGAUCAAUCAAGAGGAAUUCAAGGGGUUCUCCUAUUUUGGAGAUGAGCUGCUCCCUUAA
Messenger RNA from Gracilinanus agilis (Agile Gracile Mouse Opossum), 2214 nucleotides. It is a transcript of the gene PRKCE, whose product is annotated as protein kinase C epsilon. Gene Ontology annotation, molecular function: ATP binding; diacylglycerol-dependent, calcium-independent serine/threonine kinase activity. The transcript has 15 exons. The record is from RefSeq and is a predicted model, not a curated record. Gene Ontology annotation, biological process: protein phosphorylation. Bases 1 to 2214 code for a protein of 737 amino acids. Lineage: Eukaryota; Metazoa; Chordata; Mammalia; Didelphimorphia; Didelphidae.